Molecule: messenger RNA, 1477 nt
Organism: Castor canadensis (American beaver)
Lineage: Eukaryota; Metazoa; Chordata; Mammalia; Rodentia; Castoridae
Gene: Cd7
Product: CD7 molecule
Biological process (GO): adaptive immune response
Cellular component (GO): membrane
Molecular function (GO): signaling receptor activity
Source: RefSeq, a predicted model, not a curated record
CCCUGCCCUGUGUCCUACUUCCUGUCCAUUUGGCCUCUGUGGAGGUCAGCCCCAGUGGUCUGUGUUCCUCGUCCUCUCUGUUCCCUGUGCUUGGUGCCAGGAGGGUUAAACCACUCCAAGUGUCCAAGAGUGAAGAAACGCCCGAAGUCAAGACUAGGGAGGAGAAGUAUCUCAGAACCCAUCAUUCCCGGCCGCCUUGCAGGGCCGCUGAGGGCCUUUUACCAGAUCCCACCCCCAAGCAGGCACCGCCUCCAGGAAGCCCUCUGAGCUCCACCACCAACCACCUUGUGUUGAGCUGCCAAGCCUCUUGCUCUGUCCCCCACCAUUAGUCUCGCCGGGCUUUUGGGUGCACAUCAAGCACAUGCAGCCGAGGAGCCACUCAGCCAGGGUUGCCAGGCUGAGUUUGGGCAGCAUGACCUGGUUCUCGCUGCUGGCCCUGCUGCUUAGAAUGGCGAGCACCACCCAAGAUAGGACAGCCUCUGUACCUCUGGCCAGCCUGGUGGUGACAGCAGCGGGUCCCCCCACAGAGGUGCAGCAGUUUCCCUUCCACACGACAGCCCCCGAGGGGGGCUCGGUCAGCAUCACCUGCUCCAGCAGCAAGCCCCUGUACGGGAUCUUCCUGAAGCAAACCUGGCCACAGACCACCAACGUGAUUUACUACGAUGGAAAGCAGCCCACCGUGGACAAGCAGUUCUGGAACCGCAUUGCCUUCUCCGGGUCUCAGGAAAACCUAACCAUCACCAUGAACCACCUGCACCUAGCCAACUCAGGCGUCUACACCUGCCAAGCUGUCAUGGAAGAUGACAUCUGGGGCUCAGGCACCAUGGUCGUGGUGACAGAAAAGCUGUCCCAAGGAGUAUGCAGGUGUCAGGAGCCUCAGCUGAUGUCCGUCACCCUCCCAUCUAUCCUUACUGUGGGCUUCUUCCUCAUCGGGAUAGGCCUGGGCAUGGUGUGCAUACUGAGGAGGUCACAGAUCAAGAAGCUCUGUACCUCCGAGUCUAAGAACCCCUCGUGCAUGGUGUAUGAAGACAUGUCUUACAGCUGCCGCAACACCCUGUCUGCCCCGAACCUCUACCAGUGAACCCACCGGGCCCUCUGUCCCUCUCCCACCAUCCCUUAGGCCCUGCCUCAGCAGAGCUCAGAGGUCUGCUGACCUGCUGACUCACCCAGCCCAGCUCGCCCACUGCCUCUGUGCAGGCCACUCUCGAAGGCACUCCUCCAUGCUUCUGGUGUGUACAGGCGCCUCCUCAAGGAGGGCUUCCCUGCCUGCCCGGAUACCCCAAGGUGGCCCUGGUCAUGCUGCCAUCCGGGAAAAGCUGAGCUUUGUCCUUUGGCAGCACCCUUCCCCUCCCAAGACCAAGGAGCCCCUUCUUUGUUGGGUGGAUUCCCAAGCCCUGGGAAUAAAUAGCCUGGCAAAGUGAGCAGAGAGGCCCAGUCCCCAUCCAGCUCAUGAGAAAUAAAGCACUUAUAUUGUUCC